AAUGAAUGUGUGGUAGCAAUGAUUCGGCUGUUUAAAGUAAAGGAAACGCAGAAAGAACUUGCUGGAAAUUCAGAUGGUGGAACCCCAACCAAAAAACAGUCGGCGGGAGAGCUGCGUUUACACAAAGACAUUGCAGAGCUGAACCUGCCCGAUUGUUGUACCAUAUCAUUUCCUAAUGGAAAGGAUGAUCUCAUGGAAUUUGAGGUUACAAUUUCACCUGAAGAUGGAUUUUAUGUUGGUGGAGCAUUUAAGUUCUCGUUUCAGGUUUCUCCUGUUUAUCCCCAUGAUGCACCCAAAGUCAAGUGCAUCCCCAAGGUCUAUCAUCCCAACAUUGACUAUGAAGGAAAUGUUUGCCUCAACAUCUUACGUGAAGACUGGAAACCUGUGCUGAACAUAAACACCAUCAUUUACGGAUUAUAUCAUCUUUUUACGGAACCGAACUAUGAGGAUCCCCUGAAUCACGAAGCUGCUGAAGUGUUGAAAAAUGACCCGAAGGCGUUUAAGAAUAACGUUAAAAUGGCUAUGUCCGGCAACUAUGUGAAGGGUUUGGGUUACACCAAAUUUUACUAGUUUCUUUCUUCGUAG
This is a messenger RNA of Hibiscus syriacus, 585 nucleotides long. RefSeq names its product NEDD8-conjugating enzyme Ubc12-like. The record is from RefSeq and is a predicted model, not a curated record. Bases 19 to 570 code for a protein of 183 amino acids. Lineage: Eukaryota; Viridiplantae; Streptophyta; Magnoliopsida; Malvales; Malvaceae. The transcript has 5 exons.